AUCAGUAAAAAAAAAAUGUUCCUGUUUAAAUCAUCCGCAAAUAAUGAAGAAACUACUACCAAAACUGAAUAUAAAUCAAAAUUUCCAUUUGUUCGCCCGAAAGAAUCCGAACGAAAAUUUGUUAGCCCUGUCAUUGAGAAAGUCAUAAAAGAUAUAACUUCGAAUAUGAAAGAUAAAGAUUUGGCAAGAUUAUUUGAAAAUUGUUGGCCAAAUACCUUAGGUAGUGCAAUGUGGCUGAGAGAUUCGACAAAUCAAAUUAUCUCUUAUAUCCCUUACGCAAAAUGUGAUGAUAAAUUGAAAAAUCUUAUUUUAGGUGUUAUAUAUAUGCAAGCAGAGUUAAUUAUCAGUUCUAAACUUCCUCAUCCAAAAAAUCCAUGGUCAAAAACUGAUAUCACAACUCCACCUCCUUCAAGUGCUACAUGGGAAAAAAAAUGGGAGCUUGACUCUUUAGUUUCUUUUUUAAAAUUAUCUCAUAAUUAUUGGAGUAAUACUAAGGAUGAUAGAUUUUUAACGAAUAAAAUUUGCAUAUUAGAAAUACAUACAAUGCAAGAAUUUAAAAAUGAAGCUUAUAAAUUUUCUAGAUUAACAAGAACUACCACUGAAACCUUGAUGAUGGAAGGAAUUGGAGCGCCUGUUAAAAGAAUCGGUCUUGUAAAAUCACAAUUUAGACCUUCAGACGAUAGUACAACAUUUCCUUUCUUAAUUCCAUCCAACGCUUUUGCUUCAGUUGAACUUUCUCAUCUUUAUGAGAUGAUUGAUACCACAUCACCUGAUAUUGCCAAGAAAGCUAAAAAUUUAUCUCAAAUAAUACGUGAUUCUAUCUAUUCAAAUGCCAUAAUUCCACAUAAACAUUUUGAAAAUAUUUUUGCGUAUGAAAUUGAUGGUUAUGGUUCAUCAAAUUUAAUGGAUGAUGCAAAUUUACCAAGUUUAUUAAGUUUACCUUAUUUUGGAUUUAUUGAUAAUGAUGAUAAAAUUUAUUUGAAAACUAGAGAUUUUGUUUUAAGUGAUUGGAAUAAAUUUUGGUUUAAUGGAGAAAAAUUUCAGGGAGUUGGUAGUCCUCAUACAGGGUUAGGUUACAUUUGGCCAAUGAGUCUAUGUAUGAAGAUUUUAACGUCGACAAAUGAUCAAGAAAUUUUAGAAACUUUAGAAUUACUUAAAGAAUCUAGUGCUGAUACUGGAUUAAUGCACGAAUCUUUUUAUUAUAAUGAUCCAAAUAAUUAUACAAGGUCAUGGUUUGCUUGGGCUAACAGCUUAUUUGGUGAAACUAUUUUACAUCUUGCAAAGGAGAAACCAGAUUUAAUCAUGAUAGAUGAUUUCAAAUUUAUAAAAUUAUUGGAUGCAUCCAAAUGAUAUCAUAGCGUUAUUUAUAGAUUGUUAAAAAUUAUGUACUGUAUAAAUAUUUAUUCUGUGUAUAAAUAAUAUAUUAAUAAAA
Rhizophagus irregularis DAOM 181602=DAOM 197198 is the source of this 1432-nucleotide messenger RNA. The record is from RefSeq and is a predicted model, not a curated record. Lineage: Eukaryota; Fungi; Glomeromycota; Glomeromycetes; Glomerales; Glomeraceae.